UUGGACCUCGUCCGCCCCCAGAGGGUGCUCCAGAAAGUCGCCAUCCCACUUCCCCAGCCGGCAGUAUUUUCCGCGUCGGCCGAACAGCUUAACGAAUGCAACCUUGACGACCGCAUCGACCGCUUCCCUUUGCUGUUGGCCGUUGACCGUGGACCGUAUCUCUGCUCCCAAGCAGCUUUCUCAUCGCGCACGGUCAUCCGACGCAUCCUUUCUGAGCAGCUCAAGCAGAGCGACAAGAGGAGAUCCACCAUGUCGACCUACCUUGAGGAGCUCGCGGUGCGCUUCGUAGAGCGCGAUGGCCUCUCGCUAGAGGACCAGCAGAAGAUCGCUGGUGAUGCAGCCGAUUUUCUCACCCUGGUCAAGUCAAUACAUCGCUGGAUUGCCUCCGGAGACGGCGAUCAGCCCUUAGAAUUUGCAGAGAGGAACAGAGAGAAGAAUGCGAGAGGUCUGAAAUACUUGGCCAUGACAUUGACUGCCCUGCCCAGGGACUUCUUACAGUCAACCCACAUCAAAAUGCUCUCGAACUUCUUUAGCUCCAUAUUCCAACAGCAGGACCCGGCUGGUCUUUCAGCCGCGACGGAUGCUUUGCUUGUCCUCAUUACAAUGAGCAACUUUCCACCCUCGUCUGCGGACGAUAUUCUGGCAAAUAUCGGAAAGAUGGACCCCGAGAAUUACACGAAACAGCUCGCGAAGACCCGACUGCAGGUUCUUCAAAUCAUCAAAAGCCUGCUUCUCAACGACAAGAGCGCGCGGGUUCUCCAGAAACGUUAUGAAGGUAGCGCCUUCUUGUUGCCCAUUUUGUCGCUCGCCAAAAGGGAGAGGGAUCCGGUCAAUCUGUUAGAUUGGUUCCAGACAUUAGAGACAGUUUUGAAGAACAACAAAAUUUCCGCGGAAGUCUCGCUCGCCGCGUUCGAGUCAUUCUCACCAUUCUUCCCCAUUUCCAUCCGCAAGUCCACUGUUGGUGGAACCGAAGUCACAGAAGACGAGCUGAAAGACGCCCUGAGAUCUUGUUUUGCGGCAAAUGGGCUUUUGGCACAACAUACGUUUUCGUUCUUGUUGGAAAAGCUCGAUGACGGCGGGAGUCUGACUGCAUCGGCCAAGCUCGAUAUCCUACGGACUAUCAAAGCCUGCGUGGUUGGCUACGAGCCCGUGGACACCAGUCUCAUCCCUUAUGUUACGAAAAUGUGGUCUUCUCUCAAAUACGAGGUCCGAAACGGAGAGGUACCGGAGGCAAUCCAAGAGACACUGUCUAUUUUUGAAGCUCUGCCGUGCCGGCUCGCCAAGUCCGAGAGUGCUGAAGAAGCCCUGACGGAAUUCCUGUCGCAGACCUGGAAAGACACUGCUGAAGACCUGGAGAAUCCGACGUACACUGAGCAAGCUGGUUCCAUUCUGAUUAGUAUCGCAGGUGGCAGUGUUCUCGCAUUUUGCCGCACAAAUCCUCGUCUCCUUGAAGCUGUGAGGCAGAAUAUCAGCCAGCCGAAGUCACCAGCUCAUACCAAGAAUCUCCUUGUGCUCCUCAACAAUCUCGUUCGCACUCAUCGGCACCUGACGGCCAAGAUAACCGAGUGGUCCGAGGAUGAUAAACAGACUUUCCGUACCGACGGUUUUGAGAUCCCGGCAACGGUGAUCAACGACAUUUAUUUCAAGCUUUUCCGAGAAAACACUGUCGAUAGUCCCAGCAAAGAUCAAGCGGAAAUCGCCAAGGAAGCAAUCAAAGGCCUCUCGCUGGUAGUCGAAGUGCGGCAAGUUAAGUCGAACUGGACGACGACCGCAGCGUACGAGCAAGACACGUUGAAGGAGAUCUGCGCAGCGCUGUCUUACCGCGCUACGAAUUCUUUCAACGUCCCGCCUACAGCCUCGGCCGAGCUGCAUGAUAUUGACGUGGCCGCUGUUGUGGCCCUUAAAACUGCAGUCAAGGCCUUUCCUGAGGGUUAUGCCAAGGCCCUUUCCAACCUCGUGAGCGAGGUUGAGAAGAGAAACUGGAAAGACACGUCGGCAGAGCGAACUUUCGACGAUUUACAUGGAGUGUGUCAGCGAGUGGCUUUCAUUGGCUGCGCUGACGUACCGGACGUCAAGAACCCAAUCGUCAACUUUGCAUCGUUCGCAGGCACGAUGCUUAACAUUUUGAGUGUGCUGUUCAAUGCCGAGGCGAACAUUAAGUUCUGUGCCGUCGUUGCUGAUGCCCUCGCCACGGGCAUGGCGUACUUUAUCAAGGCGAUUGAGGAAAAUGGUCUGAAGCAGACUGACGAGAGUGUGGAUUCUUGGGAGCUCACCAACCUCGAGCAGAUGGUCCAUGCUGAAAUACCGGACUUCCCGAAGCUGCGCUCCAAACAAGUCAAUCUUUAUGACCCCAUACCGUCAACACAGUCCAUCAGGGCUGCUAAACAUUCUACCUUCUCGAGCUUCCUCCUCGUGGGUGUCUAUGUCGUGUCUGAGCUCUAUCAGCACGCCACCGCGGUGACGAUGUCCGCAGACAACAACAUACCAAUACUCCUUCUCAGCGACGCACUUCGUUCAGCUGACAACAUUGAUGAAGAUACUCCGCGUGGAAGUGACCGCCUUGCCGCAUAUGUUGGUGAGUUGGGACGGGCUGCUUGCCUGGUUCUCCGAGAGCUCAGCUCUGCUGCGCAGAUAUCACUGGACCUGGACAAUAGAAUUGCCGGUUGCUUCAAUAAUGGACUGCGCUGGUCGAGCUCCACAACACCUUUGGCAUUACACGGCGAUGCGGAAAUUUAUGUACUGUGUUGCGGUAUCGCUCGAGCGAUGCACCCCUCGACCGUGACAAUGUUGACAGAGUUUAAUUUCAACAACCUUCUUAUUUCCAAUCUUGAUCUUCGUACAGAAACCAGCUCCCGGACAGAGGCCAUUCAGGAUUACAUUGCCUUCCUACUUGCCAACAAGUUUCAUCGUCGAGCUGACGAACCAGGCCGCGAUACACAAGUGCCAAACCAGGUCACCUGGUCUAUGGCGCUUCAGAGAAUCGAAGAGGGCCUCAAGAACCCUGAAUUCCUUGAAUUGAGAGAGGUCUGUCGCUUCGCAGCCAUCCUAGCGGGAGCCUUCGCCCGACGGGACCGUCCCGCCGCCGCACUCGCCUCGACUGUGAGCCACGCAGCAGCCAAGGGCGGCGCGGAGACGGGGCCGUAUAUCGCGCGCAUCCUGUCACAGCUCUUCUCGUCCUCGAAGAAGGGUCUCCUCGAUCCUGCCAAUCACACGAUCCAAAGGCCGCUGUACCUGCAGUGGACCUACCAGCAGUGCGUCCAGCCGAUCCUGGGGCUCGCGUACCCGUUGUCCCGUGAAGACACUAGCGUCGUGUACUCGAUAUAUGUCCUCCACGCCGUCAAGCACCUGAGCCUGGGACACUACGCCGACGACGCGCCGAACGUCGUCCGUAUCGUCCUCGCUGCCAUGCAGAAGGCCACCAACAGCUACGACAUCGAGGCUGCAUGCGGCAUCGCCCUCCAGGUCCUCUCCGGCGACCCCGCCCUAUUCCGCUCGCACGUCGCGUCGCUCGUCAAGGCGGCUAAGAAUGUCUACGGCCGUGCCUUGCCUGUCCCGGUUAUAUAUGACUUGGCGCCGGUCACGGCGCAGGAUGAGGGUGAGUGGCCUGCUGAGAAGAAGGAGUUCGCGCAGCGUGGCCGAUUCAAGUACGCGGGCGACAGAGAGAAGAUCCGUAGGAUGGCGUUGAGGACCCUCGAGGUGCUCCCGGCGCAGCUUGACGAGAACGACCUGCGGGCGUAUGCAGAUGAGGUGCGGGUGCACUUGUCUGUCGCGCUGGGUGAUAGAGUGAGGGAUGUCCGUCGCGCGUCUGAGGCUGCGCAGUCCGCUUGGGCUAAGAUUUCAACUUGA
Messenger RNA from Diaporthe amygdali, 3846 nucleotides. RefSeq lists its product as uncharacterized. Gene Ontology annotation, biological process: iron-sulfur cluster assembly. The transcript is spliced from 6 exons. Gene Ontology annotation, cellular component: cytosolic [4Fe-4S] assembly targeting complex. The record is from RefSeq and is a predicted model, not a curated record. NCBI's taxonomy places the organism in Eukaryota, Fungi, Ascomycota, Sordariomycetes, Diaporthales, Diaporthaceae.